Messenger RNA from Arabidopsis thaliana (thale cress), 597 nucleotides. RefSeq lists its product as uncharacterized. The record is from RefSeq and is marked reviewed. Lineage: Eukaryota; Viridiplantae; Streptophyta; Magnoliopsida; Brassicales; Brassicaceae. The transcript has a single exon. Bases 101 to 358 code for a protein of 85 amino acids.
GAUCCAAAAAGUUUUUUUUUUUUUUUUUUUUUUUAAAUCUCAAUGGACUGGGCCUUGGGCCAUACAAACUUGGAAACAGAUACAAAAAAGAGAUCGGAAAAUGUCACCAGAAAAUAGAACGGAAGCUCGGAACUUGUUGAUUCCCAGUGGCAGAGAACCAUUCGCACUAGAUCCGGUGGUUUCAAGGUCCACGACUUUGAGGCAUAGAAGAAGGAUUGAAAACCACCAUCGGAAGAAACCAAUUUCCGACGAUGCACCUCACCGUCGACUCACCAAACCCGCCACAAACCUCCCAGAAAACUCGACUCUCCGACUCACCGGCUCUACGACGAUAGAUCCUGACCAAGCAAUCAAUUGAUUGAUGAUACACAGACAAAAUUCAGAUAUUCAGCGUAAUCAAUUGAUGAUAACUAAUAACCAACCAUCGGUCUUAUCAACUUAUAGAACAAAACAAUUUAUAACUCCAUUUGGUGCUAUUUAGUUAGCUUUUCUUUAAAAGUCGAUUCGGUAUAAUUCAAAAGAAAACGUAAUGAGAGUGUUUCAUAAACAGAGUUGGUUCGAUUUCGGUUUGGUUUGGUUUGGUUUAUUCCGGUUCUC